AACCACGCCGCACGUGUGUUUGUUUACAACGAUGUCACGCAAAACAUGGAGAUCUCUGGACAAGCCGCCGCUUUCACAGCCCGUGCUCGAGGUUUUGCAGGAGUUUGGCUUUAAGCUAAUGACACCUGUGCAAACGGCAGCAAUUCCAUUGCUGCUGGCACGCAAAGAUGUCUCCGCCGAAGCUGUUACAGGCAGUGGCAAAACUUUAGCAUUUCUCGUACCUCUGCUGGAGAUUCUGCAGCGUCGCCACCAUGAGACGCCCUGGGCAGCAAAGGAGAUUGGUGCAUUAAUCAUAUCACCUACCCGUGAGUUGGCGCGGCAAAUCUCCGAGGUACUUGCCCAGUUCCUGGCACACGAGGAACUGGAGCACUUGAAUCAACAGCUUAUCGUCGGCGGCAAUAGCAUUGAAGAGGACAUCGCCGCAUUAAAGCAGCAGUCGCCGUGCAUAUUGGUGUGUACGCCCGGACGUCUGGAGGAUCUGUUUCAGCGUAAGGGUGAUGACUUAAAUUUGGCGCUGCGCGUAAAGAGUCUGGAGUUUCUGGUCCUCGACGAGGCGGAUCGGCUGCUCGACUUGGGCUUUAAAACGAGCGUCAACAACAUUUUAGGCUAUCUGCCGCGUCAGCGACGUACUGGUCUCUUCUCAGCCACCCAGACAACCGAAGUAACGGACUUGAUACGUGCUGGCCUGCGUAAUCCUGUGUUAGUCUCCGUCAAGGAGAAGGCUUCUGUUAACACGCCAGCGCGUCUUCAAAAUUUCUAUAAGAUUGUGGAACCGGAGCAAAAGUUUCUGUCCCUGCUUCAAUUUCUACGCUCGUCCACCUCCAGAGCUGGCAAAGUUAUGGUUUUUUUUCCCACAUGCGCCUGCGUCGAGUACUGGGCAGAGGUGCUGCCGUCCUUGCUCCCCGAUCGCCAAGUGCUGGGCAUUCACGGUAAGAUGAAAAAUAAGAGAGCCAGCGUUGUGGAACGUUUUCGUAACGAAGCACAGUCGGUGCUGCUAUGCACGGAUGUGUUGGCACGUGGUUUGGAUGUGCCCGAAAUUGAGUGGGUGGUGCAAUGGGAUCCGCCGUCCAACGCUUCGAGCUUUGUGCAUCGUGUGGGACGUACCGCUCGACAGGGCACCGAAGGAAAUGCGUUAGUGUUUCUGCUGCCAAGCGAGGAUGCCUACAUUCAGUUCCUAAAGCUUAAUCAAAAAGUUGACUUGAGUGAACUUCAAGAGGAAUGUAUUGAAGCAAACGAAGUAGAGUUGAGAUCAACGGUGGAGCAACUGCAUCAACUGCAGGCCGCUGACAAAGGUGCAUACGAUAAGGGCAUGCGAGCUUUUGUAUCCCACGUGCGUGCCUACACUAAACACGAGUGUAGUGCUAUUUUGCGGUUGAAGGAUUUGGAUUUGGGGAAAAUGGCCACAGCGUAUGGACUGCUGCAGCUACCACGCAUGCCGGAACUGAAAAACUACCAAGGCAAUGGCUAUAUGGCACCCAGUUUUGAAGUGGAUCUCACCAAGCUGACCUACAAGAAUGCUCAGAAGGAACAGGUGCGCAAACAGAAACUGCAAACUUUUGAGCAAACAGGCACUUGGCCAGGUCGCCAGAAACAGCACAUGAAACGCACCGAAUCCUGGGAUCAGACAAAGAAGGCCAAACUGGAUGCCAAAUCAAAGAAGGAGUUGCGCAAAGCCAAAAAGGAGCGAAAGCGCAAAGCGGCAGCAGGCGAAGACGGGGCACAGCGCAAGCGGAAACAACAGUACACGCAAGAGGAACUGGAUGAGCUGGCCAGCGAUAUUCGUCUAUAUAAGCGACUCAAAAAGAAAAAAAUUACCGACGAAGACUUUGACAAGGCCAUGGGCAUUGAUGCUGAUGAUGAUUAAAACAAGGAGAGUUUAAUGUAAAUAAUAAAGUGUACAAAAAU
This is a messenger RNA of Drosophila hydei, 1905 nucleotides long. Its product is annotated as probable ATP-dependent RNA helicase DDX55 homolog. Lineage: Eukaryota; Metazoa; Arthropoda; Insecta; Diptera; Drosophilidae. Bases 32 to 1864 code for a protein of 610 amino acids. Gene Ontology annotation, molecular function: RNA helicase activity; ATP binding; nucleic acid binding. The transcript has a single exon. Gene Ontology annotation, cellular component: nucleolus. The record is from RefSeq and is a predicted model, not a curated record.